AUGAAGUCGAUCUGGAGUCUGAUCUGCCUGUCCGAUUUGUUCAUCGUAGCAGCAGCCCGCCCAGCAGCACGCAAUGCUCAGGUCUGGGGCCAGCUGCGGGAGAAUAUCAAACAUGUGAUCUAUCUGACCCUCGAGAACCACUCCUUUGACAACAUCGCAGGCUACUGGGAUUUCCAUGAAGACAUUGACAAUCUGGUCGACAUCUCAUACUGCAAUGAGUACACCAAUGCAAACUGGACUGUAUGGGGAGAGCCACUUGCGAUCUGCGCUGCCCCAUUCGAGCUGGAAGUCCCGCUCAAUGAUCCGGACCACGACUUCGCCGGCGUCACCUAUCAGAUCUUCCGCAAGUGGAAUGCCACCAAGGACGAUGUUCCCGACAUGGGUGGCUUCAUCGAGCGUCAAUCGGAGAAGUACAAGUCCACGCCCGGCGAUGCAUCAUUCGUGAUCAAGGCCUAUAAUCAGAAGAAGACGGCACUGCUUGCGGAGCUGGGUCAGAACUUUGCCUUCUUUGAUUCAUAUUUUGCUGAGCAUCCGGGCCCGACUAACCCCAAUCGCCAAUUUGCGACCUCGGGUUCGACCUGCGGUUUUGUCGACGACACUAACCAGGCCGCCGGUUUCUUCAACAACGUUACUGGAACCACUUGUGCCACAUCGAUCUUUGAAUCCCUCAGCAAUGCGGGCAUCACCUGGAAGAAUUACUACGAGACUGAGAUCGUGGAUGCAUUCUUGUACAAGUGGGUUCAAGACAACGCCAUGGACCGUCUCGUGCACGCCGAUGAAUUCUACCGCGACCUGGAAGAGGGAACACUGCCCAGUUUCUCGUACAUCAACCCAGAGUGCUGCACCAUCGACUCGAUGCACCCGACCAGCCCUAUGGCCUCGGGUGAACAAAUGGUCAAGCACUUGUACGAUUCACUACGCCGCUCACAGUACUGGGACAACGCUCUGCUGAUCAUCAACUUUGACGAGCACGGCGGGUUCGCCGAUCACGUUCCCCCGCCGAUGAACGUGCCCCAGCCCGAAGACGGAAUCACCUUUGACGGUACAUCGGAGGGACAUCAAGUGACCUAUGACUUUACUCGGCUGGGUGUUCGCGUUCCCGCUUUCUUGAUCUCACCCUACGUUCCGGCCAACUAUCUCAUUCACGAUGAGGGUACCAUGUACGCUGACAACUCGGCUUACACGCACUCCUCGAUUCUGCACUUUUUGCAGGAACUGUGGGGGUUGGAGGGCCUCAAUAACCGGGUGCAGUGGGCGAAGACAUUCGAGUCGGUCUUUAUUGACGAGCAACGCGAUGACACGCCCGAGACCUUGGGGACUCCGACCUGGUAUGGCGGUAGCGGACAGCCCGAGCCGGAUCCUUUCUACCUUUUGAACCAGGAUGCGGCUUACUACAAUGCUCUUCAGGACUAA
Penicillium cinerascens is the source of this 1413-nucleotide messenger RNA. RefSeq lists its product as uncharacterized. The transcript has 7 exons. The coding region runs from base 1 to 1413 and encodes 470 amino acids. Gene Ontology annotation, biological process: phospholipid catabolic process. Gene Ontology annotation, molecular function: hydrolase activity, acting on ester bonds. The record is from RefSeq and is a predicted model, not a curated record. NCBI's taxonomy places the organism in Eukaryota, Fungi, Ascomycota, Eurotiomycetes, Eurotiales, Aspergillaceae.